GCGCCGAGGCGGAGCGGGGCGGCGGGCGGGCGGGCUCAGCGCACCCCCAUGGCCCUGCUGCCGGGGCGGCGGGGACGGUAACCGGCUCCGGUUGUCGCAGCGGGUGAGUCAGAGCUACCCCGGGGAGGGCGGGCUGGAGAUGAGCCUCGCCGCCGGGCUCCGAGCAGCGGCCGGAGGCUGAGCCACAAAGAAGUUUCCUCAGCGGCGGCGCGGGGCUCCCCCAUGCACGCCCCCGGCCGCCGGCCCUGGGGCGCCGCCCGGCCAGCUGCCGGCGCCGACCCCGGCAUGGAGCCCCGCGCAAGGCUGCACGACAGCCCGGACCUCAGCCGGGCCAAGCGGCUGAGCGUCGGGGAGCUCCGGUCCCUCUUCGAGGCUCGCUGCGCCGCCGUCGCCGCCGCCGCCGCCCGGCAGCUGCCCGACCCGGCGAAGAGGGGCUGCCGGCCCCCCAACGGGGUGCUGCCGCCCGUUAUCCCCCGGCUCACCGUCACCGCCGAGGAGGGCGAGGAGGCGCAGGGCGGCCCCCAGGCUGAGCCGCCGCCCCCCGAGAGCGGCUGGCUGAGGACGGACAGCUCGUUACGCCUGCAGUCCCGCAGGCUCUCCACCUCCUCGCUCUCCUCCACGGGAUCCUCGUCCCUCUUGGAGGACUCGGAGGACGACGUGCUGAGCGACACAGAGGGCAGGAGCCAGGGCAUCGUGCACCUGGAGCACGGCGAGGACACCAACCAGAAAAAGGCAUGGCAUACAAUUAAAACCAUGGUUAACUUACCAGUCAUCAGCCCCUUCAAGAAACGCUACUCCUGGGUGCAGUUGGCUGGGCAUACAGGGAGUUUCAAGGCAGCUGAUAGCGGGAAGAUUCUCAAACGCUUCUCUGAGAACGAAAAGGAGUGUUUUGAGCGAUUGAUGAAAGACCCGCUACGCUCCUGUGUCCCUUGCUUCCACGGUGUGGUGGAGAGAGAUGGCGAGAGCUACAUUCAGCUGGAUGACUUGCUUACUGAUUUUGAAGGGCCUUGUGUGAUGGACUGCAAGAUGGGGAUAAGGACAUACCUGGAGGAAGAAUUGACUAAGGCCCGUGAGAAACCAAAGCUGCGUAAGGACAUGUACAAGAAAAUGAUUGAAGUGGAUCCUCUUGCUCCCACAGCUGAAGAGAAUGCCCAGCAUGCUGUCACCAAACCCCGAUACAUGCAGUGGAGGGAAACCAUCAGCUCUAGUGCCAACCUGGGCUUCAGGAUUGAAGGGAUUAAGAAGGCGGAUGGAACAUGUAACACAAACUUCAAAACUACGAAGACACAGGAGCAAGUUCUACAGGUUUUUAUGGAAUUCAUUGAGGGCAACACAACUAUUCUGAAAAAAUACCUCAAGCGUCUGCAGGAAAUUCAUAUCAUUCUUGAAUCCUCAGACUUCUUCAAACGACAUGAGGUCGUUGGAAGUUCACUACUUUUUGUACAUGAUGGCAGUGGGAAUGCUAAUGUGUGGCUGAUCGAUUUUGGAAAGACCACCCUUCUCCCUGAUGGGCAGACACUGGAUCACAGGAUCCCCUGGCAAGAAGGCAACAGGGAGGAUGGGUACUUGUUGGGAUUGGACAAUUUGAUUGGUAUCUUGGAAAGCAUCACUGAGAGAUGAGUUAAGAAUGGCACAAAACUUGCAGGGCUGCUCUGUAACUUUCUAUUCUACUGGGAUCACUCAGCUAGAAGGAAACCUUUACCUCCCUCCAAACUCCUGAGGUCAUCAGUGCAGAGGGAGCUGCAUCCAGAACCCAGCAGUUAGUCAUCAAAAUGACUUUGCAUCGGCCCUCUAUGAACCUAAAUAGCUCCAGAUUGGUCUGUAUUGCACCAGCCGAACUUCAGACUGGUCCUCAGAGGAUGAAGAUCUCCAUACUCGGGAAUCACACCAACAUGAGUCAAGAGAUCUGUAUGGUAAACCAGAAAGACUCUGAUUUCUGGCAAGCAGAUGGGACUCCAGAUUACCUCUUAGUGAACCAGAGCAAGUGUAUGGGGAUUCAGGAUAGGAAUAACAACUUUUCAGAGAACUGUAUAGUUUUGAAACCAGCGAGAGUGGGUUCCCCCCCGCCCCCUUAACUUAAUUCCAAGUCUCCUUGCUCCUGUGUGCACUAUAGGUUGGACCAACAACUUCUGCUGCAUUGUGUUACAGUGUGUACAAGGUAGAAAUGGGUGAUAAUCACAGGAAACCUGGAGCAAAGGGAGACAGCAAGACAGCAGUUUGUAGUGGCUGGAUAUGGUAACUGCUGGUGACCAUUCCUCCUCUUCCCUACCCUAGCCUUGAUUUACUUUUAUCCAAGAACAACCUUUGCUUUUAUGUAGCCUCUCAGGAGAUUACAAAUACUUUAGGGAGAGAAUAGCAGCCUGUUGUCUCCAAAACAUUUGACUUUCAGACUGGGUGGGCUGUUGGAAAAGUGCCUAGCCUGGCAAGUUUGGCCUCUUGCAGCUGAACUGCAGUUCUGAAAAUCAGUAAUGACUCUUUCACACAGACCAGGGAACUAAGGGUUUUUUUCAAGGCUUGUUUAUUUUUAAAGAUAAAAUCCCUAUACACGUGCACACACAUGCUCGCACUAGUAACCAACAACCACUGCGAUCGCUUAAGAUCAUGGUUUGACUGUCUCCUAAUGCACGUGACUUCUUGGCUACGUUCCUGUUCCAAGAUACGAUGCUGAAACUUCAGCGUAUAGACUGGCGCAGCGAUCAGGAAGGUAAUGUUUCUGCAUUCACAGCAUUACACUAAUGAUGAAAUAAUUCCCAGGCAUCCUUCCUCCAUGGCAUCAGCUGUUAACUCAGGGCAGCUUGGGGGAAAGAAUGUCAAUAAAUGCCCUAGUCCCCGUCUGGAAUCGCAGGGCCAUCUGUGGUUCAUUCUUCUUUUGCUGUGGCCCAGGCACAGCCACAGAAAAUUCACAGUGUUUAGGUUAAGAUCAAGAAAGACUGAAGUGAUUUCUUGUAAUGGCUUCACACAUACCUUCUCUGUUGGUUGCUUCUAGUCACUUGAACAGUUCUUUAAAUACUAGCAGUAUAAAUACUAUCAGUAUUCACAUGUUCACUCACAUUCCAGGUUUUAACAUUAAUAAUGUGAUGAUGUGGUUUUCAAAAUGAGGACAAGACUUACAUUACUACUUGGUUGUUAAUCCCUUUUCGACAUCUAAUGCUGGUAAUGCACGUUGAUCAGAAAUUGCUGUCUUUUGCCAGUGUCCUGCAUUCAGAAAUGAUUCUGAGAACUUCAGGAUAUAUGAAGGUGACUCCAUGUUUUGGGAAACUGCUAGUUCUAUAAUAAUAAUGAUCGUGAGCAAAAAAAGACUGUAGAGUCCAGAUCUGUAACGAAAUGUAUCUAUAGCAUUUGUAAUUAGGAAAGAAUAGCCUAAAAUAAUUUCAAAAAGGAGUUACUUGUGAUAACACACUACUAUACUAAGAGAUCAGUCAGUUUUAAUAACUUUUUCAUCACCCCUAAACGAAACAGCAGUAUUAAAAAUACAAGCUCAGUUGUGACCUAAGAGUUCAAUGACAUAGAAUAUGUUCUGUAGGAAGUAAUGACACGUUGGAAACAUUUCAUCCUAAAUCAGCUGUUUGAAACUGGUAGGCAUUUUUGCAGUUCACUGCAAAUUCAGACUCCUGUGGCCUGGUUUUAUUUUCAUGAUGGUAUGUUAAUGAAUUUUCCACUUUAAAAAAAAAUGUGUAAACCCUCUGAAACAUUUAAGUGACAGAGAGCCUUCCGUAGAGAGCACAGACAUUAUAAUUCCAGAUGCCUCCUAAGUUUUGACCGGUUAUGAGAUGACAAAUUAAUCUGUAGUGAAAUUCGUACAAUUUUAAAAAAAAGUUUUCCUCCUUUCCUGCAGCCAACAGGUAAGCCACAGGGUAGCAGUGCUUAAGGAGAAUAGGAAGUAAAUAGGUCUUACAGGGGAGGACUUUAUUAGCAAUUGCAGUCUCAUAGAAAAGGUAUUGUAAGCAGUCCUACUAUUAAAAAAAACCAAAACCCAAAACCACAAACAACCUAGGAAAGCUCAAAAUGAGACUGUUAAGGUGAUAGAAUUCAUUAGUGGUUUGCCUAAUUAAUCUUCAGAGGCAAUUUUUUUUUCCUGUUACCACAUACGUGAAGCUUUUGCACCAGUGUAACUUAUUUUCUAGAGGAUAAAGUUAGAGGGUAAAAGAGGAUGCUCAAAUGUCAGUUGAGAAUUUGAGACAAACUUAGAAUGACUGUCCAGUUCUAAAGGAGAACUAGAAGCAAUGUGGUACCAGCGGCUUCAAAAAAAGCCCACUGCUGGUAGCACUUGGAUAGUUUGCAGUAUGUGGUAUUGGGGGAAACCAUGGAGAAUGAUCCAUUCCCCUGCAGUAGUUGAAAAGGUCAGGGAAAAAGGAAAACCUCUGCUACAGCAGACUCUGGUCUGGAGAUUCAUUCUAGAUGAAAAAUGGUUCUAACAAGUUAGUUUUGAAGGGGCCCUUUGGCUUGCCAAGGGGUUGGAAGGGAAUCUCCUGCUGCUGUUAUAGAAAAGGGGGCAGCUUUGCAUUAGCAGACUGCAAGUGUGGGACUGCAGCUGAGCACUGGAGCUCUAAGGGGCUCGAGGCCUUGAUUCACAUCAGCUGGUCCAGGCUGCCUGUCUGUGUGCACGCACUUGCUAGCACGAGGAAGCAGCAUAGCCUUCUUUCACUAUGGAGUCAGUUGCCUUGAGUAAGCUUGUAUUUAACCAGUGGGUCAACAUGAUGCCUUUGCACAGGCAUGUAACACAGAAGAGCUGACGCAUGAUAACGGAGGUACUAGUUCCCAUCCAAGUCCAGAAUGUAGUUCUUUAAUGCCUUCGCUGAUAUUGCCUCACUCCAGAGACACUGCCAGCAUGUGUGUUUCCACAGCAUGGCAGGAGAUGCUGUCCCAGCAGCACUUUGGUGCUGAGCAGCUAACCUGACUUGGGCACCAAGGUCUUUACGCUCACUAGUUAGAUGCAGCAAUGCUUACUGCUGUAGCUGCUGCAGUCCUGUGUGAACCUAGCAGUAGGACAUCUCUCCCUCAGCUUUGUCAGUGACUUGUUUUUUGGCCUUGCACAACCCUCCUAGGCCUCAGUUUUCAUCCCAUUUUACAGCUGGGAAUACUACAUACUUACCUCACAGGAACAGUGUGAGGCUGUCCUUCAUUAUUGCUUGCGAGAUGCUGUGAGAUUCUUUGGAGGAGGGCGCAAUGUAGAAAGCAAUGCACAAGGAGAUACAUCAGCUAAGUUUAAAAAUUGUGGGUGUUGGCGCCCCACAGGGAUAUAAAUCUGGAUGAAAUUUAACCGACGUGGUAAAAAUUAAAUCCCUCUUAAUUUUACACCGGGAGGGGUGGGGGGAGAUUUCAGUGGGAGUUGGACCAAACCCUUAAGUAGCUCAGAGGGCUCUUGCUAUUUUUUUUUGUAUUGUUGUUGUUACAAUUUGUUAUUCUUAAGGUACUGAGAUCAAAUGGCCUGUACCAGCCACAGUGCUCCAUUCUGAACACUACAAUGCAAUGCUGACCAUGGUCACUUUUGACAUUGACUGUAUUGGUUGAGUGUGUGUUACUCUGAAGUGUGUAUGCUACUAAAUAAAUGCGACUGGAGGAAAAAAAA
Molecule: messenger RNA, 5569 nt
Organism: Phalacrocorax carbo (great cormorant)
Lineage: Eukaryota; Metazoa; Chordata; Aves; Suliformes; Phalacrocoracidae
Source: RefSeq, a predicted model, not a curated record